AUGAACUAUAUUGAAAUUGUUGAUAAAUUAGAUGAUUCCUUCAAAAAAUUCAACUCACGCAUUCUUGAAGUUGAUUAAGGUCGCAUUAAAUAUUAUUCUAAACCUCCAUUAGAUUUCUAAUCUGAUAAUCCAAAAUUGAAUGACAAACCUAAAGCUGGGUUUAAAUUUCAAAUUAUUCUAUAUUAGACUACUUUUCAGCAGUAUUGUUGACAUCAUUGAAGCUGAUCCUAGAAUAAGUAAUGAUCUAUUACCUAGAGUUAUUGCUUUCACUUUUUAUUCAAAUCAAUUACUUAAAGGAAAUGAACUCAAUAAACCAGAACCUAAUCUUCCUAAACCCAAACCACCAUUAUAAACUUGGAUCUUUCUAUUUCGAGAUAUUGAAUCUAGAGAAAGAUGGUGUGAAAUCUUUGUACUAAAUUUACAAAGACAAUAAGCACCUACACCUUCUGUCAAAUAAUUUGUAGAAAAUCAAUAGAAAUAAUUAGAAAGAUUAAGGUAACCUUUCUUUCUCUUCUUUCUAGUCCAGAUCAAAUCAAAGAAUAAAUUCCUUUUGAAAGUAUAGACGAAGAAGAAAAACUAAGAAAUGAAGAUAAAAUAUAAUCUGGAAAAAUUGAAAAAAUGAGAACAAAUUUAAAAUUAGAAGGAAUUAACAGAAAAAAAAAAGAAGAAGAAAGUAAUCGAUUAAGAAAAUAAUAAUAUGAAGAAGAAUAAAAAAGACUCAAUCUUUAAAGAGAAGAAGAAGAAAAAAAGAGAAGGGAAGAAGAACAAAGAAAUCUGAGAAGAGAAUAAGAAAGAUAAAUGAAAUUAAAAAUACAAACAGCUUGGGAAUUUAGAUUUUAUUAAGCUUUAGAAGAUUGCAUUGAAUCAUGUGAUAAUUUUGAUAAUAGCAUGAAAGCUGGUCUUCGAUUAAUUAAAUAUCUUGAAACUUUUAAAGAAUAAGCAUUUAUUACUACAAAACAGUUAAUUUGUGAUCUUUUAGAUAAGAAAAUCACUGUAGUAAAUUAAAAUCAGAGUAUUAAUUUCAUUGAAGAGGAUAAUCAAAAAAAAGUAAUCAUUUUAUUUAUCAUUUUAGACAAUAUUCUCAAAACCUAAAAAAAAACAAUCAAGUACAGAAGAAAUUAAUUAUACUGGUCAAUUUCAGGAUUGUUAUUAUGGAACAUUCUAAUUCAAAAGCAAUAAUAUGCUUAUCUACAUUGCAACAUCUGAAACUGUUGAAAGAACACUCUUAAUACCUAAUAAAUCAGUUAUGAUUUAAAGUCUUAAUCUAAAUCUACUCGAAUUACCUUUCUGGUAUGGAAUAGUUCAUUCAAAUUCUAAGAAACGAUAAUUGUCAGAUGAAUUCAAAGCCUUUAAUUAUUUGAAUGAUAUUUGCUUCUCAUAAAGAUCUAUGAAUAAAUAUUUCAAAUUAAAAGCACCACUGGCAUGUUAAAUUGAAUAUCUUGGAUUUAAGGCUUUAGUUUUAGCAUGUCCUCCUUCUCCUUUAGAUGAUUCUUCUCUAAUCUAUGGAGUACCAAAUGAUUAAUACUAUUAUAAAACAUCAUAAAAACUAGAAUUAGAAAUUGAAUCCUUAGGAAGAAGUUUAGCAAUUAAACCUCAUUUCUUUAUGUGGAAAAUUGAAAGAUUUGAUCCAAAAAAAGUAUAAUUGGAUACCAAAAGAUCUGCUAUUUAAUUAUCUGUUAAUACUCAAAUCCACAGCGGUAAUAUGGCUGAAUUUGAAUAACUAAAAGCUUAGAUUAAAAUUUAUGCAGAAUAGGAAUUAGAAUAAGAAGUCAAAAGAUAAGGCUUGUUUUACUUAUAUAGAGUCAAGGAAAUACUUCCUUACAUUAUUGAAGAAAACUACUCAGAACUUGUUGAAUAAUCAAAUAAAACUAUACCUUCCAAUUAUAAUUUUGAUCAUUUGCUAUAAAAUUAUGAAUUCAGAAGAGCAAGACCAGAAUUUCUAUCUGUCUAUUUUGAUACUGGAGUCUCUGGUUAAUUAAGAGCUUAAUAAAAUAAUCUUUAAAAUAGAAAAGUUUAUAAUCCUGAUGCUUAUGAUACUGUUGAAGAAUCUAAUGAUGUUGCUAUUGAUUAAAUGGCUUUAGCUGAAAUGAGUAAGAAUUUCAUCAGAGGAUACAUUUAAGAAUUUGUUAAUAAAAUUGAUUAACUGGAGAUAUGUCCUAUUGAUAGCUACUCUCUAAGAGAAAGUUUUAGACUUUUUGGUAUCAACAUGAGAUUCCUCAGUCUUGUUGCUGCAUAAACUAAGUAGUUAUUUAUUAAAACUAGAAUUCCUCAUGUAUAAUAGCUUUGUGAAGUUGAAAUGAUGGCAAGAUCUAUUAAAAAUAUUUUUAAUUAAUAAUUUACAGAAUAUUUGUAAACUAUUACUGAGAGUUAAAUUCCAUUUAAGCAAUUUGAUCCUAAAAAAAUGAUAAGAGAACCAUUUUCUGAUUAAGAAGAAAUUGAAUCUAAGAGGACUUUUCCAAAAAAGUAAUCAAUUCUUUUACCACGAACAAUUAUUUAGGAAAGGGAGACUAUAUCAGAGUAUAUAGAAAUGUAAUACAAAGAACAAUUAGCAGAUCUUUUAAAUUUACUUUUUUCUAAAAGCAAUGUUUUUUACGAAUAAAUUCUUUUUAAAUAGGUUUUUUUUGAUUUUAAUUAUGAUCUUAAUUUAAAAUUAAAAGGAAUUUGUCCUGGUAGUUUACUGAGUGCUUUACAAUAUAAUCUAAAAUUUGAAUCAAAAUUUGAACCUAAGGAUAUAAUUUUUGGAACUCCAUAUGCAUAAGUAGAUGAAAGUGUCAUAAAUAAAUUCAAUUUGAAAUAGUUCUUGCAUUAAAAAACGUAUUAACAAUUAUAUAAAACACCUAUUAUUUCAGCAUCAUCAUAAAUGACCCCAUUAACAACUCCUCCAACAAAAGGAGCUCAUUCAAUUAAGUAAAUCAAUAAAUAGAUUUUUUUUGAUUCUUCUUCAAUUAUACAAUUGAGAUUUGAUGUUCAAAGUUUUUCAAUGUAAGAAAUAGAAAUCUGUAAAUUGGUGAAUAAAUUUAAUAUCUUCAAACUUUAGUAAAACUACUAAUUGGCAAUAAAAGUUCUUCAUAUGUAAAUUAAAUUUUGACAAAUCAGACGCCUAAACCUUCUAGAUGGACUUGAACAUUCCAGUAACAUAUCAUUGGCCAGAACCAUAGUAUUGACAGACCUAGCAGAAUUACAUUUUAAAUAAAAGCAGUAUUAACAAACGAUGGUUCGAUUAGCAGAAGCAUUAAAAUAAUAAAAUCCAAGCAUUUAUAUUGACAGUGAUAAUUUACUCAAUCAACUUUCCAAUAUGAAUUAAAGAUUGAUUCCUAAAGUAGGAAUGAUUCGACCAUUAAUGUUAUUAUUAGAAAUAGUAACUGAAUUGUAUUAGGAAUAUGUAUUGAUAGUUUUUGAUUUGUUGAUAUUCAAUCUGGAAUUUUGUCUUGGUUCAUAACAUCAUUACUAUGCCAAAGUAUUCAAUAUUAUGGGUACCUUUUUCAAGAAUAAAGGUUAAAUAGAGGAUAUGCUUUAAAUGAACACGAUGUAAAUCAUUUGUUUAAUCAAAACAAUUGGUCAUCAACACUAAUUGACUGCUGAAGCCUAUAUUGAAAUUGGAGAAUAAAAAUAAAGUCCCGAAUAAUAAAUACUUUUUUAUGAAAAGGCAUUUUACAUUUUUGAAACACUCUAUUCAGACAAUAGUCUAUAAACAGCUUAUGUGGCUUGUAAAUUGACUAAGGCUUACACAGAUUGUGGUAAAAUUAAUGAAGCUUUAAAGAUAAGUUAAUUAGCUUGUAAAAUAUUAAAAACUAAAGCUCAAGAUAAUUUGGCUCAUCUUUUAGAAUUGAGUUAUUAUAGAGCUUAUAAUUUUUACAAGAAUUCUUAAAAAGAGUCAGCUAGAAAAGAAUGUGAAGAGUAUUUUAAUGUUUUACUAUUAUAUUGGGAUCAGAUAUAAGCAUAUGAUUAGCAAGAUUAAAGUCAUUUAGAUUUAAAUAAUAAUAAGGAUUUAUAAUCGUUUCCAGUUUAAUUAAUUGAAAUGACUCGCAAGACUUUGAUUAUUUUUACUGAAAUAUUUUUAGCAGAGGCUUCAAAAGAACAUAGAAAUUUUUUAUAUUAAAUGUUUGAUUUGAUUAUAGAGAAUCAUGCAAGAUCUAAUUUAUUAGAACAGUUUGAUUCUCAAUUUAAUAUUCAAUUUAUUCAUGUAUUAAAGAAAAUUAAAACUUUGGGUAGUUUAUAGGCUUAUUUUGAAUGGUCAUUAAUAUAAUUUGUAGAUAGAACUGGAGGUGAUACUAAUUGGCUUACAUUUAAUUUUAAGGUUUAAAAUUUUCAAUAGUUAAAAGAGCCAUAUGAAAAUUAUGAAUGCAUAGUAAUUACAAUAGGAAGAAAAACUUUAGGAUAAAUUUUUGAAAAGAUAAUGAUAAAUAAUCCAUGA
Paramecium sonneborni is the source of this 4414-nucleotide messenger RNA. Lineage: Eukaryota; Ciliophora; Oligohymenophorea; Peniculida; Parameciidae. The record is from the annotation of a GenBank genome assembly.